AUGUUCAUUGGACCUAUACAGCGCACUCUGACGGCAUUUCCUACACUCUUCAAGCCUGCACAAACACGUUCUAUCGGCUUCCUGUCAACGCUACCGGAGGAACAUUUGAUGCUACGUGACAUGUGCGUGCAAUACGCGGCCAAAAACCUUACACCAAUUGCUGGGAAGCUGGAUAAGGAGCACAAAUUUCCGGCGAAGCAAGUGAAGGAGCUGGGGGAGAUGGGGCUUAUGGGCGUUGCCAUUGACGACCAGUAUGGAGGAGCAGGGUUGGACUAUUUGGCCUACGCUAUUGCAAUUGAGGAGAUAAGCCGCGGUUGUGCAAGCACGGGUGUCAUCAUGUCUGUCAAUAAUUCGUUGUAUUGUGCACCGCUGGAGAAAUUUGGCACUUUAGAACAAAAGGAAACACACUUGACACCAUAUGCUAGUGGAGAGAAACUUGGUUGUUUUGGACUGAGUGAGCCGGGCAAUGGCAGUGAUGCUGGUGCUGCGUCGACCACAGCACGUGUUACUGACAAGGGCUAUGUGCUAAACGGCACGAAAGCAUGGAUUACAAAUGCUCAUGAUGCAGAUCAGGCUAUUGUGUUUGCUACGACGGACAAGUCGCUGAAACACAGGGGUAUUAGUGCAUUUAUUGUGCCGACAGACGCUGAAGGCUUUUCGCUGGGGAAGAAGGAGGAAAAGCUAGGGAUUUGCGCAUCUAGCACAGGCAAUCUCAUUUUCGAAGACGUCGAGAUUCCAAAGGAAAAUCUUCUUGGCAAAGAAGGAGAUGGAUUCAAGAUUGCUAUGAUUACCCUGGACUCGGGCCGAAUUGGCAUUGCGUCGCAGGCGCUGGGUAUUGCUCAAGCUUCGUACGACUGUGCUAUUGCAUAUGCCCAGACCCGUAAGGCAUUUGAUGUGCCUUUGGCGAAGAAUCCCAUCAUCCAGACCAAGCUGUCAACAAUGGCUACAGAGAUUGAGGCUGCACGUUUGUUGACGUGGAAAGCUGCUGUCGAGAAAGAUGCCGGUCGACCAUUUACAAAAUUGGCGGCCAUGGCAAAGCUCAAGGCAUCAGAAGCUGCCACAAUGUGCUCUCACCAGGCCAUCCAAAUACUUGGUGGUAUGGGCUACGUAACUGAAAUGCCAGCUGAACGUCAUUACCGUGACGCACGUAUUACGGAAAUCUACGAAGGCACGUCUGAAAUUAUGCAUUUGGUCAUUGGUGGAGCACUUAACAAGGAAUUUAGUGCGACUAGUUAG
Molecule: messenger RNA, 1236 nt
Organism: Peronospora belbahrii
Lineage: Eukaryota; Oomycota; Peronosporomycetes; Peronosporales; Peronosporaceae
Source: the annotation of a GenBank genome assembly